Molecule: messenger RNA, 1314 nt
Organism: Oppiella nova
Lineage: Eukaryota; Metazoa; Arthropoda; Arachnida; Sarcoptiformes; Oppiidae
Source: the annotation of a GenBank genome assembly
AUGAGUUAUCUACGGCUGUCGUACACAGCGAUGGGAACGUUGGGUCGGAUUAUCACGAAAACGAGCCAACGGUGCAAAAGUCAGCGACGACUCGACGGCCGGGUAGUUGUGGUCACGGGUGCUAACAGUGGUCUCGGGAGGGAGACUGUACUCCAACUCUCCCUACGCGGCGCUAAGGUUAUUAUGGGCUGUCGUUCGGCAGAGACGGGCGAGAAGGCUAUGAAUGACAUACUGUUGCGGAACGGGAGGGCAGACCUCAUCGUACUUCAGGUGGACUUAUCGUCACUGAAUUCCGUGCGAUAUUUUGCCGAAAUGGUCGCCCAAAAGGUCAACCGCUUGGAUAUACUCGUCAACAACGCGGGUGUCAUGAAUACCCCCGAGUGGACCACUGCUGACGGCUUUGAGAACCACUUCGGGACAAAUCAUCUUGGUCACUUCCUACUAACUAUGCACUUGCUACCAAUGCUCACCAAAUCGCCAAUCGGACGGGUAGUCACGGUCUCAUCCAUGGACCACAUGGCUGGCAAAAUCCACCUUGAUAACAUAAACUUACGUAACGGCACCUACAAGCCAUUCAAAGCCUACGCUCAGAGCAAACUCGCGAACAUACUGUUCACGCGUGAAAUGGCCCGUCGGUUGGGCCCCUACAGCCGCGUCAAGACCUACAGUCUAUUCCCGGGUAUAGUCGCCACUAACAUCGGCCGACACGCAGACCUGGGCGCUGUCGGCGAAAGAGUAGCCCAAACCGUGUUCCUAAGCCCCGAAAUGGGUGUUCAGACCACCCUAUAUUGCUGUCUGGAUGAGCACCUGGAUGACGAGUCUGGCUUUUACUACGCAAACUGUCAACGAGUGGACGAUAUGCUGCCGACGGCUACCGAUGACAAAACCGCCGGUGCUUUGUGGCAGUUGAGUUCAAUUAGCGAAGUAACCCGCAAUGUCACUAAAAGGACCAAAAGGUAUCAAGGUAAUCGGCGACUGGACGGACAGGUAGUUUUGAUCACCGGCGCCAACACCGGUAUCGGCAAAGAGACGGCAUAUCAGCUGUCAUUACGCGGCGCUAAAGUAAUCAUGAGCUCCCGUUCCCUCGAGAGGGGAGAGGCGGCUAUGGCUGAUAUAAAGUUGCGAAACGGGAGGGCAGACCUCAUCGUAAUUCAGUUGGAUUUGGCGUCACUUAAGUCGGUUCGAGAGUUCGUCCAAAUAGUGGGCAUUCAAGUCGACCGCAUAGACGUACUCAUCAACAACGCGGGGGUUAUGAAUACCCCCGAGUGGACCACCACUGAUGGCUUCGAGAUGCAGUUUGGCACUAAUCACCUC